CUGAUGCUUUGUGGGAUGGGAGCGUGCAGCAGGAAGGCUCUUACGCUGCUCAGCAGUGUGUUUGCCGUGUGUGGCUUGGGGCUUCUGGGAAUCGCAGUCAGCACAGACUACUGGCUCUACCUGGAAGAGGGCAUCAUCUUACCCCAAAACCAAACCACCGAGAUCAAAAUGUCCCUUCAUUCUGGCCUGUGGAGAGUCUGUUUUUUAGCAGGUGAGGAGCAAGGUCGUUGCUUUACUAUAGAAUAUAUAAUGCCUAUGAAUGUCCAGAUGACAUCGGAAUCCACAGUCAGUGUACUAAAAAUGAUCCGCUCUGCAACUCCAUUUCCAUUGGUCAGCCUUUUCUUUAUGUUUAUCGGUUUUAUCCUCAACAAUGUAGGUCAUAUCCGCCCCCAUAGGACCAUUCUGGCAUUUGUUUCUGGUAUUUUUUUUAUUCUUUCUGGUUUAUCUCUUGUCGUUGGUCUGGUUCUGUACAUAUCCAGUAUUAAUGAUGAAAUGCUGAAUAGAACAAAAGAUUCAGAGACCUAUUUCAGCUACAAAUAUGGAUGGUCCUUUGCAUUUGCAGCCAUAUCGUUUCUCCUGACAGAGAGUGCUGGGGUGAUGUCUGUUUACCUAUUCAUGAAAAGAUACACAGCAGAAGAUGCCUACAGGCCUCACCCUGGGUUCUACCGCCCACGGCUAAGCAACUGCUCUGACUACUCUGGCCAGUUCUUGCAUCCUGAGGCUUGGGUACGUGGACGUAGCCCAUCCGACAUCUCCAGCGAGGCAUCACUUCAAAUGAACUCCAACUACCCAGCUCUGCUAAAAUGUCCAGAUUAUGACCAGAUGUCUUCAUCACCUUGCUGAGAACAGGACAUCCGCUUCACAUUGAAGCUGGAAUA
This is a messenger RNA of Bombina bombina (fire-bellied toad), 878 nucleotides long. RefSeq names its product calcium voltage-gated channel auxiliary subunit gamma 5 (gene CACNG5). Lineage: Eukaryota; Metazoa; Chordata; Amphibia; Anura; Bombinatoridae. Gene Ontology annotation, cellular component: postsynaptic density membrane; AMPA glutamate receptor complex. The record is from RefSeq and is a predicted model, not a curated record. Gene Ontology annotation, biological process: calcium ion transport; postsynaptic neurotransmitter receptor diffusion trapping; regulation of AMPA receptor activity. Gene Ontology annotation, molecular function: voltage-gated calcium channel activity; channel regulator activity. The coding region runs from base 4 to 843 and encodes 279 amino acids. The transcript has 5 exons.